AUGGGCGAAGCUACCGUCAACGGCGACGUGCCGCACUCGGCAUUCCUCUCGCACAUACAAUCAUACCCUCUUGUCUCAGACUCGAUCAAGACCAUUCAAGAGAACCCCUACGGUGUCAAAUCGAUCGAACUGACUAGUGCUGGCUACACGAAAUUUGUCAAGCCUACGCUGCCCUACUUCGAGACACCGGCGUCCUACGCAAAGCCCUAUGUCGCCAAGGCCGAUGAACUUGGUGACAAGUUCCUCACCAAAUUUGACGAGCAAGUUCCUAUUGUCAAGGCCGAGACCAAGGAUAUUCAAGACAAAGUUCUGAGCUACAUCCAUUGGCCCCUCGAGACGGCAAAUACCACCAAGGAUUGGGCUCUGGAUACCUACAAAGAUGAAUACAAAAAGUGCGGAGGAGAAGGCUAUGUGGCAGGCGGCAAGGCGGUCAUCACCACCUCCCUCAUUCUGAGCUCUGAUGUCCUCAAAUGGAUCAGCUCGUUCCUCCAGGCCAAGAAGGAGCAGGCCAAGGUAGUCGUCAAUGAAAAAACCAGCAAAUGA
Fonsecaea nubica is the source of this 543-nucleotide messenger RNA. RefSeq lists its product as hypothetical. The transcript has 2 exons. Bases 1 to 543 code for a protein of 180 amino acids. The record is from RefSeq and is a predicted model, not a curated record. NCBI's taxonomy places the organism in Eukaryota, Fungi, Ascomycota, Eurotiomycetes, Chaetothyriales, Herpotrichiellaceae.